CACAGACAAUGUGAAACUCGGGAGUGGAUUCUUUUGGUGUUCGGUGUUGUGUUCUGCUGCAAAAUAAGUCAACAUUUAAAGCCCCUCCUGGACGCCUGCGCUUGUUGUUUGGCUCAAGAAAAUAAUUUUAAUUGAUUGACGAUGGGGGCGCUGUCGAGCAGACCGAGCGCGGGGGUGGAGGAAGUGGAUAUUGCUUCGAACCACGCAUACAAAUAUCCUCCUAGAUCCGGGAACUACUUUGGAAGUCAUUUCAUAAUGGGGGGUGAACGAUUCGAUACGCCACAACCAGAAGCAUAUCUGUUUGGAGAAAAUCCAGAUCUGAAUUUCCUGGGAAGCCGACCAACUGCGUUCCCAUAUCCCCCUCCUCAAGGCAAUGAGCCAACCAAGACACUCAAAAGUCUGAUAAAUAUAAGGAAAGAAUCUUUAAGAUUUGUUCGGUGUCCUGAUGCUGUUGGCAAAGUUGAAGAAACUGAUGGGGAUGUUGCUCCCAAGUCAACUCAAUUCAAUAUUGAAUUCACGUUUGACUGUGAUGCCAAGUGUGGUAUCACUAUAUACUACUUUUGCAGUGAAGAAGUCACUGCUGAUGGGAUUGUUUAUACACCAAGAGAUCCAUUAAUGAACUCAGAAACCUAUCAUUACAAAAGAGGUGCCAAUCAACAAUUUUCUCAAGUGUCUCACGUUUUUGAUCCAAGUCCGUACAAUGAUGGUGAAUUGAUCUACAACACAGAGAGAGAAAUCAUACCAAUUGCAAUUCACUGUGUUGUUGAGGAAGGGAUUGAAGAGCCUAAGCAGUCUCAUACUACAAUAGCUGUGAUAGAUCGUCACUCAGAUGGAUCAUAUGUCUUGAAAGCUCUCAAACAAAAACUUUAUGUUGAUGGUCUUUGCUACCUGUUACAAGAAAUCUAUGGCAUAGAAAAUAAAAACAACGAUAAUAACAAGUCAACUGCUGAUGAUGAUACAGAGGACAAUGGCUCAGAAUGUGUGAUAUGUAUGAGUGAUGUACGAGAUACUUUGAUUCUACCCUGCCGUCAUCUGUGUCUUUGCAACAAUUGUGCUGAUUCCCUCCGUUACCAAGCUAAUAACUGUCCCAUAUGCCGAGCUCCUUUUAGGGCCUUACUUCAAAUUAAAGCCUUGCAGAAGGCGUCUGCGAAUGGUCUAUUACAGUCAGUACCGGCAGAGGGAAACUUAGACAACAUUCCACCUGGUUAUGAAGCAGUGUCAUUAAUAGAAGCUUUAAAUGGCCCUUACACCACAAGAACAAUACCUGCGGUUACAUCUCAAGAUCUUUCAUUACCGGAUCUUCCUGAUCUAGAUGGCCCAACUCAGGCAGCUGAAAUUCUGAACAGAACAAACUUGGAACACACACCAAAAUCAAAUAAACUUCAUAACACAUUGGAUGAUAAUUGCGAAGGAGCCAAAGGAACUAGCCGAUCAGUGUCUGAUUCUAGAUCGUGUCCAACUCCAGAGUUCCGCAUGUCGGUGCUUCUGGCGCGAGAAAUGGAAAGCAUAAAGGAACAGGGUAAAUCACCAAGAUCUGGUCGUCACAGUGCCCGUACAGGGGUUAGAGAUAAGAGUGCUCUGCGGCCAAGAGAUACAAUAAGACAUAUCAAUGAAAAAGCUGCAGCUGCAGCAGUAGCUGCCAUGGACACUGAUGAGUGCCAAGAUGAAGACAGUGAGGCAGAAAAGCUGUCCCCUUUGUUGGAUGCAGCCACCAGCACAGAUCCUUCACCUCAGGACUCACCAGCCGUGUGUGUCUCCGCUACAGUGGACAUUGAGGAGGUGGAGGAUGGCUCUGAUGACCUAGAUAUCAAGGUUGAUGGAUAUGCAGCUGCAUUUGCUGCACCAUCUCCUGUACCAGCAGCUCAAUGUCGGAGCAAUAGCAUCAGAAAUGGACCAACAACUGAGGGAGACUGUAGUGGUCUCGUUGUUGGGGGAGAUGACUCUGACUACUACACCCCUGAGGACCCAGCCACCACCAUUCUUAGCCCCCUACAUAACAAUGAAAAGGAACGAGGUUUGUCUGGAAUCUCCUGCAACACUGUACCAUCUUCAGUGGAGAGCACUCCUGGGCGGUGGAUUGGGUCUCGGGAAGGUCACUUGGCAGGGAUAGGCUCUCUCCCUGGCACACCCCUCUCCUCUGCCUCGCACUUUAGCAAUCGCAGCAGUAACGACAGCUACAGCAGCAGCAGCAGCACCAGACAGCUGCUGGCCAACAACGGAGGCGAUGCGGUGCCGCCCUCGCAGGAUAAGGCGGUGCCGCUUUGAGACAUGUGGUCUGUCCUGUCCGGGCAGGACCGAGCACUGCGCUCGGUCCUGUCUGGGCAGGACAGGGCCCCUGGGUCUGCUGUGGCGGGCCAGGAGAGGGCGGUUCAGCUCUGAGCGAGCAUAUCUAACUGCCUAUCCAGAAGUGGUUUAUACUUGCAUUUAGAAGUGUAUGUGGUGGCUCUCUAUUGCAUUUAAAAUACCUCUGUCAAGGGGUACUCAACUAUUGUGAUCAAAAUACUGUGUAUGUAUUGUACAUGUUGCUUGUUUAUUAUGUAGGUAUUGUAGGUAUUAUUAUUAUAUUAUUCUUAUCACUUCACUAUAGUCCUGUUUUCCUAUGAAUUGCUUGAACUAUUAAGAAAGCAUAGAGUAAGUAGCUUCUUUGUGUUUAAAAUUUGUGAAUGAAUUAUGUCAAGUAUUUUAUCAUACCAUGAAAAGUGUUGUCAUAAACUUAUGUUAAGUAUUACUCAUUAAUAGAUUCUCCAGCACAAAUUUGUAAAUUCAUAAUGUGAGCCUUUCUUUGCCGCCUUAAGAAAGUCUACCAUAUUAUUAUUGUUAUUCUUCUGUGAGGAAGAGAAAAGUUUAAGAAUACUCAAACUUGCCAAUCUCAAAGUGACCACUUUCCUAGUCAAUCUUAACAGCCAAGUUGCUGCCUUCAUAGCAUCAUCACAUUUGUUUUCGUGUCAGAUGUUAAAAUUUUAUUUUUUAAAUAUUAUCCUGCAUACUGUCAGGUGUGAUAAGAAACAGUAUUUUUAGAACAAAAAUCAAACAAACAACAAAACCUUAGUACUGCAAUAAAUAUUAUUCUGUACUAGACAGUA
Messenger RNA from Frankliniella occidentalis (western flower thrips), 3083 nucleotides. It is a transcript of the gene Mrgn1, whose product is annotated as probable E3 ubiquitin-protein ligase MGRN1. The transcript is spliced from 12 exons. NCBI's taxonomy places the organism in Eukaryota, Metazoa, Arthropoda, Insecta, Thysanoptera, Thripidae. The record is from RefSeq and is a predicted model, not a curated record. Gene Ontology annotation, cellular component: cytoplasm. The coding region runs from base 142 to 2265 and encodes 707 amino acids. Gene Ontology annotation, molecular function: ubiquitin protein ligase activity. Gene Ontology annotation, biological process: protein ubiquitination.